GCUUCGAACCGGCUUCCAACCCCGACAGGUACGACGUCGAGGACACCUACUCCGGCAACUUCUUCGGGCACUACGAGACACGCGAAGGAGACGACACCGACGGCGGCUACUACGUCCUCCUUCCCGACGGUCGCAGGCAGAAAGUCAUUUACGAAGUCGAGGGGGACUCCGGUUUCCUCUCGCAGGUGACUUAUGAAGGGGAUGCCGGAACCUACUUCAGCACCUUCAACCACGGCCAUAGAGGAGUCGGAGGAGGGAGAGGAGUUGGAGGAGGAGCGGGUUCCUUUGGAGGCAGGAUUACUUCUGGAGGAGCAGGAGGAGGAAGAGGAGUUGGAGGAGGAGGGUUCGGAGUCUCCGGUUUUGCGUCGGGAAGAGGAGUAGGAGGAGGUGCUGGCUUUACUUCCUCAGGAGGGGUUCAAGUAGGUGGUGGUGGUGAGGGUGAAGGUGAAGAAGGAGAGGAACAAGAGGGUGGAGAAGGUGGAGAGGGAGCCGGAAGAGCAGAAGCUGUCGUUAGCCAAACAGGACCUGCAGUUGGAAGUGGGGCGAGUGUCGCUGUCCAUCAUGUUGGAGAUGGAGUUGGCGCAGGUGGAGCCGGAUUUGCCACUGGAGGAGGAGUUGGCGCAGGUGGAGCUAGCUUUGCUGCUCACACCGCUGGUGGAGUAGGUGCAGGUGGAGCCGGAUUUGCUACUGGAGGAGUAGGCACAAGUGGAGCUGGAUUUGCCACUGGAGGUGGAUUAGGUGCAGGUGGAGCUGGAUUUGCUGCUCAUACUGCUGGUGGAGUAGGUGCAGGUGGAGCUGGAUUUGCCACUGGAGGUGGAGUAGGCACAAGUGGAGCCGGAUUUGCCACUGGAGGUGGAGUUGGCGCAGGUGGAGCUGGAUUUGCUGCUCAAACUGCUGUUGGUGGUGCCGGAUUUGCCACUGGAGGUGCAGGUGGAGCCGGAUUUGCCACUGGAGGUGGAGUGGGCACAGGUGGAGCUGGAUUUGCUACUGGAGGCGCAGGUGGAGCCGGAUUUGCUGCUCAUACCGCUGGUGGAGUAGGUGCAGGUGGACCUGGCUUUGCUGCUCAAACUGCUGUUGGUGGUGCCGGUUUUGCUGCUGGAGGUGGAGCAGGUGGAGGAGUGGGUGUUCAUCAGAUUGGAGGUGGUGCUGGAGGAACAAGUGUGACUGUCCAUCACACUGGACCAGGUGGAGCUUCACUUAUUGGUCAACAAGCCGGUGGAGUAGGAGCAGUGGUUCACCAGACAGGAGGCGGACUUGGUGCCGGUGUAACUGUUCACCAGACAGGAGGUGGUGCUGGCUUUGGAGUUCAAACUGGAGGUGCAGCAGGUUUAGGUGGUACCAGGGUAACUGUCCACCAAUCUGGAGGUGGAGCUGGUUUUGGGGUUCAAACUGGAGGUGGUGUGGGUGGUGCUGGAGUUACAGUUCAUCAUACUGGAGCUGGAGCUGGGUUUGGCACUCAGACUGGUGGAGGUGCCUUUGCUUCUCAACAAACAGGAGGGCUAGCUACUUCUGGUGUCCACCAGACUGGAGGAACCUCACUGUCCUUUGGAAGUGGCAGCCCUGGCGGCAUUUCUGUUCAUCAUUCUGGUUCCCCGACUAGUGCUGGAGUCACCCCCGGCCCUGUGGCAAGUGCCUUGGUCUCUGGCCCUACCUUUGGAGCAGGUAACCAGGUAUCAGUAGGUCAGGCAGGUGUGGGUGGUGUUGCUCCUGGUUUUACAGGCACCCAGGGAACUGCAGCAUUUGGUGGAAGUGCUCAGGGAGGCUUUGGCGGUCUUGGAGGAGUCCAGGGAGGGAUAGGGUUUGGAGCUGGCCAAGGAGCAGGAGUUGGUGCUACCCAGGGUGUAGGAUUUGGAGGUCAAGGAGCAGGAGUUGGAGGCUUUGCUGGCAGUGCUCAGGGAGGAAUCGGCUUUGGAGGUGGACGAGAGGCAGGAUUUGGAGCGACACAAGUCAGUAUUGGAGGUAGCCAUGGAGCUGGAUUUGGAGGUGGUACGGCAGCACCAGGAUUCGCAGGCGCCCAGGGUGGAGUAGGAUUCGAAAGUGGUCAAGGAGCCAUAGGAUUUGGUAGUACCCAAAGUGGAGUAGGAUUCGGAACUACACAAAUUAGUGUUGGAGGUGCCCAAGGAUCAGGAUUUGGAACUACAAGUGCCCAAGCUCUGACAUCUGGUUUUGGAGGGGGUGUUUCAGUGACUCCAUCUAGUGUAACUCCCACAGCAAGUCCUUUUGUAUCUACACCAAGUCCUGUAAGUCAUUCUGUGACUCCUCCUGGUGUAACUCCUGCAAGUCCCUUUUUAUCUAGUACAGGCUUUUCUGUAACUCCUUCAAGUGUCUCCCCCACAGCAAGUCCUCUAGUAUCUGUUUCAGUGACUCCCCACAGUGUAACUCCCGCACCAUUUACUCCGGGUUCUGGGGGAGGUUUUUCAGUGACACCUAGUAUAACUCCUAUAAUUCCUACAGAAAGUCCAUUUGUAUCCAGCACACCCUUUUCUGUGACAACUCCAAGUCCUCCAGUAACUGGUGGUGGCUUUUCCGUAACUUCUCCAAGUGUAACUCCUACAGGAAGUCCUUUCGUGUCCAGCACCAGCUUUUCCGUGACCCCUUCCAGUAUAACCCCCACAGCAAGCCCUCUUGUUUCUGGAGGAGACGUGGGAGGAGUUAGCCAAGUCAGUUUUCACUCAGGAGCAGCCAGUGGUGGGUUUGACAUCCCUGGAUUUAGUGCUGGCAUCGCAUCGCAGGGCUCAGUUCCCUUCUCGAACAGAGUGGACGACGUGGCCAUUCAAGCAGGAGGCAUUGGCAGCGGACAAGCAGGAGCAGGAUUUGGAGGACAAUCAGUAGGAUUUGUUGGACAAACAACAGGAUUUGGAGGACAAGAAGUAGGAUUUGGAGGACCACCAGCAGGACUUGGAGGACCACCAGCAGGAUUUGGAGGACCACCAGCAGGAUUUGGAGGACCACCAGCAGGAUUUGGAGGACCACCAGCAGGAUUUGGAGGACAACCAGCAGAAUUUGGAGGACCACCAGCAGGAUUUGGAGGACCACCAGCAGGAUUUGGUGGUCAAGGAUUUGCAGGUGGAGAAGUAGGUGCUGGAUUUGGAGGACAAGCAGGAGCAGGAUUUGGAGGACAAGAAAUAGGAUUUGGUGACCAAGCAGGCUUUGGAGGUGGCCAGAGUUUCACAAGUGGACCCAUAGCAAGCCCUUUGGUAUCUGAUCCUUCAUUUGGAGCUGGCCAGGCAGGACCAGGCUUUGACGUCGGUCCUGGACCCGGCUUUGGCGCACAAGAUGCAGGGUUUGGAGGUGGCCAGAGUUUCACAAGUGGACCCAUAGCAAGCCCUUUGGUAUCUGAUCCUUCAUUUUGGAGCUGGCCAGCAAGCCCUUUGGUAUCUGAUCCUUCAUUUGGAGCUGGCCAGGCAGGACCAGGCUUUGACGUCGGUCCUGGACCAGGCUUUGACGUCGGUCCUGGACCCGGCUUUGGCGCACAAGAUGCAGGGUUUGGAGGUGGCCAGGGUUUCACAAGUGGACCCAUAGCAAGCCCUUUGGUAUCUGAUCCUUCAUUUGGAGCUGGCCAGGCUGGACCAGGCUUUGACGCUGGACCAGGAUUUGGAGCAGGAGCAGGAUUCGGUGACGCUCAAGCUAGAUUUAGGACUGACCUGGGGUUUGAAGUGGGUCCAGGAUUCGGAGGUGGUCCAGGACUCGUUGCUGGCCAUGCGGGUCCAGGAUUUGGCGGAGGCCCAGCAGAAGUAAACUUUGAUGGCACUCUGAAUAUAGACAUUGGAGGAGGCCCGGGAGGUGCAGGAUUUGCAGGUGGUCAAGCAGGGUUUGCAAGCAAUCAGAUAGGAAUUGGAGGUGGUCCAGGAUUUCCAGUGGGCCCUACAUUCGCAGGGCCUGGCGGAGGCUUCGGCUUUGGCCCCGGACCCGUUGCGAAUGCCUUGAUCUCGGCUCCAAUUCUCAGCUCAGAGCAGGUUGCAAGUCAAGGCUUCAUUGGCAACCAACUAGGCAGCGCAGGCGUUGCUGCCAGAAGCAACUUGGCUGGCCCUACGGUGGAGUUCCAGAUCGGCCAGCCCCUCGCAGCUGCAACCGUGAGGGGGAGCGCCGCGACCUCGCAAGCUGGCGUCCUCUCGAGCCUGGUCAACGCAAACCAACCGGCGCUCCACCUGAUCCCGCCCAGUCCAUCAUCCCAAUCGCCAGGUAGCGCAAGCCUAAUCGGGAAGAGCUUGUCAGGAGUAGACGCAGCCCAUUACAGUCUUUCCCUGAUAAGGUCGCACCGGCUUAAGCAUUGUGAAAUAAAGAAUAUCACGUUCGAGCUGGAAAAAGCCCAGUUAAUGAAUACAGUGGCUAGGGCAUGUCUGUGCAGAGAUGGGCAGUAUCGAUUCAACGUCACGUCGAUAUAUUUUCAUGAUCAAUUUGAAGAUGAAGUUAAUACCAGUGAAUUGCAAAGUGACCCGUUUGCUCUUCAUUUCAAUGCUUAUUUGAGGUCAAAAUUACGCUCAGGACCCCUUAAUGCCCAGAGUUUUGGUUCUGCUGUUUAUGACAGACAAGCUCAUAGCAAACCCUAA
Molecule: messenger RNA, 4550 nt
Organism: Penaeus vannamei (Pacific white shrimp)
Lineage: Eukaryota; Metazoa; Arthropoda; Malacostraca; Decapoda; Penaeidae
Source: RefSeq, a predicted model, not a curated record